AUCCGUAUCGAUCAACACAAUGGCCAGGUACCCGAGGAACGACAAAAGCAACAGUAAGACUCUGGUUAAAAAGGGUGCCUGGAGUGUCGAAGAAGAUCAAAGACUAGUGGCUUAUAUCGAGAGAUAUGGCAUUUGGAACUGGACUCACAUGGCCAAACCUGCUGGUUUGGCAAGAACUGGCAAAAGUUGCCGUCUCCGUUGGAUGAACUAUUUGAGGCCCAACAUCAAUCAUGGAAACAUCACCCAAGAAGAGGAGGAGACCAUCAUUUUGCUGCACCGAGUUCUUGGAAAUCGCUGGGCCGCGAUUGCAGCUAGGCUUCCAGGAAGAACGGACAACGAAAUAAAGAACUACUGGAAUACCCGCUUGAAGAAACGGGUCUCUGAGGAGAACUUUCGUUUGCAGAACACAUGCAAUGAUGUUAAUGUCCACACUGAUCGUAAAGACAUCUCAUUCCAUCCCUUGACUGACAGUCCGAAUGCAUCAAGCCUUGGACUUGACAAUCAAAUCCCGGCAACAAAUGCAGAUAACUCUUGUCCUUCCAUUGGAGUCCAUGAUGAGAAACCAUGGAGAUAUAACAGGUGCUCAUCACAAGAAUAUGAGAUUGGUGAAGGAGAAACCUUAUGGGACCAAGCUCUUGCAGUGGAAGAUCUUUACAUAGAAGAAGAUUUCGAGUACAUGUGCGCCAACUCAGGAACUAAUAAUGCCCCUUCUUAUGGUUGCGCGCAGCCUGAGCCUACAUACUUCGCUAGUUCCUAUGAUGAUUUUGUCCUAGAUUUGUGGGGGGAGUCAUGA
Syzygium oleosum is the source of this 793-nucleotide messenger RNA. RefSeq names its product transcription factor MYB82-like. The coding region runs from base 20 to 793 and encodes 257 amino acids. The transcript has 3 exons. The record is from RefSeq and is a predicted model, not a curated record. Lineage: Eukaryota; Viridiplantae; Streptophyta; Magnoliopsida; Myrtales; Myrtaceae.